Molecule: messenger RNA, 2109 nt
Organism: Macrobrachium nipponense
Lineage: Eukaryota; Metazoa; Arthropoda; Malacostraca; Decapoda; Palaemonidae
Exons: 5
Coding region: 217-867 (216 amino acids)
Biological process (GO): NADH dehydrogenase complex assembly
Source: RefSeq, a predicted model, not a curated record
GACUCCUCAAAACAAUGUUCAGUGGUUGAAUGAGGAACAAGGUGUUCUGUUUAGAAACUGCUAGUCUCAAAAUGAUUUAGCACUUUGUCCAAGGCCUCGUUGCGUCACACCGUAAUGAUGGUUUUACGUAAGGGCAUGACCGCGGCACUAUUUGAACAAAGACAGGAGCCACUACUAUAAAAGGAGAAGCCUCGCUAAUCAAUUACAGAAAGUGGAAUGCAUCGUUUUACCAUGUUCAGAGUAGCUGGUAUUUUGCUUGGAGCCUCAAUUGGCUUCAACAUGGCUUGCAUGUCUUCAGCUUCCAGUGUAUCAGCACGUAAAGAAGCUCCUAAAAUGAUGUAUGACUUCCGAACCCUAGCCUCCUUAGAUAACUGGAGGGAAUCUUCAGACACUGUCAGGACACCAGGAAUGUCAAAGGGAGCCUUUGUUAUCCAGAAAUCUCAACUCUUCCAGAGAGCUGUACUUUUCUCUAUGCUAAAUCCACAGCCAAAUGGAGCUGGAUUUGUAGGCUUUGUUACAGAUGAUGGCUGGGACUUGAGUCAUUAUUCUGGGGUAGAAUUAAAAGUUCGUGCCCAGGGUGAAAACUUCCAUUAUAAGGUCAACUUCAGACACAAAGGACAGCAUGAGGGUGAUGGAUCACCAUCUUAUGAAGCCUUUUAUGAGGUACCAAAGAAAGAGUGGACAGUGAUUACAAUUCCAUUUACUGAGUUCAAGCCUUACUUCAGAGGAGCUCCUGUGCCUGAUGCAGACCCCCUGGAUACUUCUGAUAUUACCUCACUUGGUUUACAGAUUACAGGUGGUGUUUAUGAAGCAUACAAACAACAUGGUGCAUCAUCACUUGAAAUUGACUAUAUACAAGCAGUGUGAGUGCAUAUUGCUUUCUUAAUACAGUAUUAACUAACAUGAUCUUUUGUUGUUUUAAAUGGUAAGGGAAGUUGACAAGUUGUGUCUCGUCAAGUAUUCAAAGAGUAUACUGUAAUCAAGGUUGUGAAUUGUGUUUCUUUUUGAGUACCUUGUGUGAUGAAGUAAAGUAUUGAAUUUAUUAAAAUGAAAAAUUCAGGUUGUGUACAUAAAUUCAUUACAAGGAGAGAUGGUUGAGAGUUUUCCAGACAUGUUUAGUGUAGCUUUUUCCAGUUUGUUUUGCGUAAAGACUUAAUUGUUAAUAGUUGUGCGAAAACACCACAUACUCUUAACAAGAACAUUAUUGAUCAUUAUUUUAAGAUCGAGUGCCUUGAUAGAUCACCACACAACAUUUCAAGGUGAGGAGAAAUAGGAUUUCAAAUGAUUGUACUCUUUAUAUUUAAAAUCCUAAGGUAGCUAAUACUCUUGGUGCAGCAUUGAGAAUCCAUUAGCUGAAUGCAUCAAACAAUGGGCAAUGUAAAAUUGUACUCAUGGUACAGCAUUGGGAAAACAUAAAAUUGGUUUGUAUCUGCUGCUUAAACACUACUACUAGUUGUGUUGUAGUAUCAACAGUACUAUUUUCAUCUGGUACAAUUAUUUUGCUGGUGGGUAAUCUGUAAAAUAUAUUUAACUUUUGAGGUCUACAAUAAUGUUUUAAAUUACUGUUUUUAGUAGCAACUACAUGAAACUUGGUAUCUUGUGUUGAAUUUCAUUUUAUUAUUACACCUUUGAAUACAAGAUUACAUAUUUCAAGUAACAUUCGGUAAACCUAUCUCAGCAUUAUCCUACGCAAUUCUACACAAGAUUUUUCUUCACGUUGUUAGAUAUACGGCCAAUUAAUAAAUCAUACAGAAAACCUUUUUAAUGUUAGAUGUACAUUAAUCAUACCAUAUAAACAUUGAAAGCAUGUUUCAACCUAUGUCAGCAAUAACCAACAAAAGUUAGUAGCUGUUAAGAAUACUUUACAUGUUAAAAUCUUUAAAAUGCUGAAAUGGAAUGGCGGAAAAAUGUAAUGGAAACAGUUUUUUUUUUUUUUUUUUUUUAUUUGAAAUGUUAAGUUUCAUUUUCCACACAUUGGACUCUAACACAUAAUUAGGUUCCUAAAAAUAUGAAAUAAUUUAAAUUUUUAAGAUGUUUUGCCACUUAAGUGAUUUUUCAAAGUUAUUCCUGUUAGUUUGUAAUAGUACUGUAUUAAAAACAUAAUUCUGA